Messenger RNA from Meira miltonrushii, 4590 nucleotides. RefSeq lists its product as uncharacterized. The annotation marks the transcript as partial. The record is from RefSeq and is a predicted model, not a curated record. The transcript has a single exon. Gene Ontology annotation, cellular component: nucleus; zeta DNA polymerase complex. Gene Ontology annotation, biological process: double-strand break repair via homologous recombination; error-prone translesion synthesis. Gene Ontology annotation, molecular function: nucleotide binding; DNA-directed DNA polymerase activity; DNA binding. NCBI's taxonomy places the organism in Eukaryota, Fungi, Basidiomycota, Exobasidiomycetes, Exobasidiales, Brachybasidiaceae.
CAAGACGUUAAAAGUGCAACGACUGCAGCAUCCGUUCCAACGCCUUUGUUUCGCGUUCGUUUGAUCAACAUAGAUCAUGUACUUACCGCUCCCGGUCCACUGGAUCGUGCAGAAAGUGCAUUCAAUUCACCCGGUCAGCUGUUGAGAAGAGUUCCCGUCAUUCGAAUCUUCGGUGCAACUCCGGCCGGUCAACGGGUAUGCGCUCACAUUCAUGGAGUUUUUCCGUAUUGCUAUGUGCCUUACAAAGGAAGUUUGAAGCCUGAUUCAGUGUUGUCCUACAUUCAUCGACUUGGAAGGGAGCUCAACAUAGCCAUCGCAGCAUCUCUUCGUCGUGAUCCAAAUGAUAUGGAUAAAGCUCAGUUUAUUGCAGCAAUUCAUUUAUGCAAAGGUGUUCCAUUUUAUGGAUAUCAUGUCGGCUGGCGUUACUUUCUCAAAAUAUCAUUUGUUGAUCCUGGUCAAAAUGUGCGGAUCGCUACAAUUCUGCAAAGCGGAAAGGUGAUGGGGACAAAAAUGCAGCCUUAUGAAGUGCAUAUACGAUACAACCUACAGUUUAUGCUGGACUUCAAUUUGUACGGAUGUGAUUAUGUGGGUUUGGAGCAUGUCAUGUUCCGUUUACCUCUUCCCGAAGCUGAUCCCUUUCGCUCGCAAGAAAGUCAUGAUGGUGUUGAUGGUCAGCUGAAACAAUGGAACAGCGUCACGAUUCCCACACAGCUGGUCUUGCCGGAAAACAUAAUGAGGAACUCCUAUUGUGCUCUUGAGAUUGACUGUCAUUGCAUUGAUAUUCUCAACAGACUUCGACUCUCUAGCCGAAAUCAACACAACACAUUCGAUGAGACUCAAGUGCUGAAAAAACGUACAGGUCAAAAGUUGGUACCAAGUUUAACCGGACUGUGGGAAGAAGAACAAAUUCGUCGGAUAAAUGCGGGUCUCUCUCCCACGAUUCCCGAACCUGACACAUCUGGCGAUCAACGAAAGUUUGCUGAGGAUGAAUCGCCCAAAUGGCUUGCAGCAGAAAGGCAUGAAUCGAUGAUGCAAUUCAGAAGGGAGAAUGAGGAAAAGAUCUUGCAACCAGGUGAUAGAUCCAAGAAUACGUUUACAAAAGUGGCAGCUUUGGAUGCACAUAUUGUCACCACUUUUGAUAGCAUUCUACUGAUACAUGGGUUUGACAAACAUAAUGCACGACCUGAUGGUGGCAGCACCUCGGAUGUCAGUGCAUCUCAAACAGGCAAAAUCGGAUCGGUGUAUGACUUGGAGAAAAGAUUGUCGCAAGGUUUCUCUCCGGUGAAAGAUUCUUCUUCGAACAGCAAAGAUUUGAAGGAUGCUUCAAAUAACAGCGGGAAGCAACCGACGCCAAUCUUUGCAGAUAUGGAUUUGGCAUUCUUUUCGAGUCAGGCAUUCCAGAAGCAUAUGAGUAGAAACGAAAAAGAGCUUCAAUCUGCAGAGAGAGCCGAUGAUGAAUCCGAUGAAGAGGAACGACAAAAGAAGAAAGAACGGAAAUCAUACUCCGGCCAAAGCUCAUCACCUGCAAAGUCUCCAUUCAAGCGGAAAAGGAAUCGGGAUGAGACUAUGUCUAGCGAGGGAACCAGUGCCAGAACACGAGUACGAUUUGAUGAAAGCUCAUUCCCAUCUAGACCAUCUGCUGUCGACAAGAAGCAAACGCAGUGGGUCUAUGGUGCCCGUGCUCCUACAAAAACAGAAGUGAUGGAUUCUUUUCCAUACUUUGGCUUACCGAUUGUGGAACACAAGGACCCGUACUUUUCCAACCCAUUCGACGUUCCAAAAGCACGAGAAUAUGCAGGUCGAACAUUUGCAUUUGCAUCGGUAACCCUUCCACACUUGCUGCCUUUUGAUGAGACAAGUAAGGCGAGUGAGGUGGAUGGUAAGCAUAUUCGUCAAUGGGAGUUUGGCAGGCUACCACCAGCACGAUCAGAGCUAAAAGAAUGGGCAAAAGAAGAAGCAAUCGCCUCUUCUCAGCGCACCAGAGAUCGGCAAAAACGCUUCAUGACGCAAAAGCCUGCAAUCACUCAAGCACCCACCUUUGGAUUCAAACUCAGUCAACGUGAAAAGACUUCACUUGUUCAACGUGGCAAACAGCAUAUGACCAUAUUGGCUGUUGAGAUUUUGGUUUGCACUCGAGGAACGCUUCAUCCAGAUCCUGCCAAAGAUGCAGUUCAAGCCAUUGCCUAUUCAUUUCAAAAUGAAGAUGAAACGUUGGAUGAUACAGGAAGCAGACCUGGUUUGCGGUCAGGAUUGAUCAUUUUGCAAUCCAGCUCGGAAACUAUCAACCCCAAUCGACUAGGCAUCUCCCAUCUGGCUGUGGAGAUGGUUGAUGCAGAGCUGGAUAUGUUCAAUGCUUUGAUUGAUCUUGUACGCCUCUUUGAUCCUGAGAUCAUUGUUGGUUAUGAAAUCCAUUCAACCUCUUGGGGCUAUCUUGUGGAAAGAGCGGCAUUGCACUUCAAUUAUGACCUCACAAUCGAGAUUGGACGGGUAAACUCUUUCAGCACUGGAAGUCGUGAUGAUCGAUGGGGAGCAACGCAAUACUCCAGCUUACGUUUCACAGGCCGGCAUACUCUGAACAUUUGGAGGUUGAUGCGUGGAGAGUUGGCGUUGAACGUAUACUCGUAUGAGAAUGUCGUCUUUCAUCUUUUGCGCAGGAGAGUGCCGAAAUUUGACUAUCAAACAAUCACACAAUGGUACAAUAGCAAUGUCCCACAACAACGAGGAAGAGCGCUUCUGUACUGGGUAGAGAGGGUAGAAACAGAUCUGGAGCUCAUUGAAAUCUCUGAAAUGGUCUUUCGAACGGCAGAAUUCGCUCGUAUUUAUGGUAUUGACUUCUUUUCGGUCAUCAGUAGAGGCUCACAAUUCAAAGUCGAGAGUGUAAUGUUUAGGAUCGCUAAGCCAGAAAGUUUCGUUCUUCCUUCACCUAGUCAACAACAAGUAGGUAUUCAGAAUGCUGCUGAAGAUCUACCGUUGGUCAUGGAACCGUUGAGUGCGUUCUACAAAGGGCCAGUGUUGGUUUUGGAUUUCCAAUCGUUGUAUCCAAGUGUAAUGAUUGCAUACAAUAUCUGCUAUAGCACCUGCUUGGGUCGUAUUUCAAAAUUUAGGGACAGCUGGAAGCUUGGCUAUACGUCACAUGAUCUACCACGAGGUUUAUUCACCAUGUUGGAAAAGGACUGCUUUACUGCACCAAAUGGUAUCCUCUAUGCCAAAUCACAUGUUCGCAAAUCCCUUCUGGCAAAGAUGUUGACAGAAAUCUUGGACACCCGCGUGAUGGUCAAGGCAAGUGUAAAGGGCAACAAACAUGACCGUGCUUUUGUACGACUGCAGAAUGCCCGUCAAUUGAGUUUGAAGUUGUUGGCAAACGUCACAUAUGGCUACACCAGUGCAACAUUUUCAGGAAGAAUGCCUUGCGUUGAAAUUGCCGAUAGCAUUGUCAGAUACGGUAGGGAGACACUUGAGAAAGCCAUUGAAACCAUUCACGGAACGUCACAGUGGGGUGCACAAGUGGUCUAUGGAGAUACCGACAGCUUAUUCAUCUACCUUGAAAAUCGCACAAAGGAAGAAGCUUUCCGAAUCGGCAAUGAGAUCGCUGAUACAAUCACUGCUAACAAUCCCAAACCGAUUAAACUCAAGUUUGAAAAAGUGUAUCUUCCUAGCGUACUCUUAGCGAAGAAAAGGUACGUCGGUUUCAUGUAUGAAACUCUAUCGGAUGUCGUUCCUGCAUUCAAUGCAAAGGGAAUCGAAACCGUUCGUCGGGACGGCUUUCCCGCUCAACAAAGAAUGGUGGAAGCUUGUAUCCGAAUCUUAUUUCGAACGCAAGAUUUAUCUCAAGUAAAGGCAUAUUGUCAACGUCAAUGGAUGAAAAUCCUUCAAGGCAAGAUUUCCAUCCAAGAUUUUACCUUUGCCAAAGAAGUCAAGCUGGGAAGCUACAGUGAAAAUGGAGUACCACCACCUGGAGCCGCAUUGGCUGCCAAACGAAUGCUGAUCGAUAAGCGCAGUCAAUGUCAAUACGGAGAACGGGUACCUUAUGUGAUCAGUCAAGGGGCGGGCAAGUCCAGACUAAUCGACUUGGCUCGCGAUCCGAUGACAAUGCUCAAAGAUCGACGUCAAACUAUCAACGGAUUAUAUUAUAUUACCCGAGGACUCAUUCCACCUUUGUCUCGCAUUUUCAACUUGUUGGGAGCUGAUGUCGAAUCCUGGUUUCGUGAAUUACCAAAGGUGAAUGCGACAUUGUAUUCGCUUGCCGCAUUGAUGCGAGAUCGGCAGGCAUCAUCUUCUACAACGACGAAAUCAGCUUUGGCGGCUGGGCUCGGAUUAGGAGGUGGAAGGCUGUUGGAUCAUUAUCGGGCAGACGUGUGCCUGAUUUGUAGAUCGACGUCGGAAAAGGAGAUUUGUUUGGAUUGCCGAGAAGGAGAGUCGUCAACGUCUUUUCAGGUGGAAAGCGAGUUGAGAUCGUAUGAAGAGCGUGCAUGGAGUAUUGAUCGGAUCUGUUCAUCUUGUGCGAAUGGUGAUGUAGCAAGUGAACAUACACCAUGUGUGAAUUUGGAAUGUCCGAUUUUGUAUGAGAAAUAUAAGACACAAGACGAGUUG